Molecule: messenger RNA, 844 nt
Organism: Hevea brasiliensis (rubber tree)
Lineage: Eukaryota; Viridiplantae; Streptophyta; Magnoliopsida; Malpighiales; Euphorbiaceae
Product: protein CYPRO4-like
Exons: 2
Coding region: 135-695 (186 amino acids)
Cellular component (GO): nucleus; cytoplasm
Source: RefSeq, a predicted model, not a curated record
CGCCAGUUUUGCAUUGGAGUCAGGGGCAUCAGUUCUCAAGAGGGACUAAUUUUCAAUGCUUUGCAAGUACAGGCGAUGGAUCUAUUGUUGUUGGGUCACUUGAUGGCAAGAUUAGGUUGUAUUCAAGGACAUCAAUGAGGCAGGCUAAGACAGCUUUUCCUGGGCUUGGCUCGCCUAUUACUUAUGUGGAUGUUACAUAUGACGGGAAGUGGGUAUUGGGGACAACAGACACAUAUUUGGUUCUUAUUUGCACUCUGUUUACGGAUAAAGAUGGCAAGACUAAGACUGGAUUUAGUGGUCGAAUGGGAAAUAAGAUACCAGCUCCGAGAUUGUUGAAGCUGACUCCUCUGGAUUCACACUUGGCUGGUGUGAAUAAUAAAUUUCAUGGUGGUCAUUUCUCAUGGGUCACUGAGAAUGGGAAACAAGAAAGACACCUAGUUGCCACAGUGGGCAAGUUCAGUGUGAUAUGGGAUUUUCAGCAGGUGAAGAAUAGUGCACAUGAAUGCUACCGGAAUCAGCGAGGCCUUAAGAGCUGUUAUUGUUAUAAGAUUGUGUUGAAGGACGAGUCCAUAGUCGAAAGUCGAUUCAUGCAUGACAAUUACGCAGUUAGUGACUCCCCAGAAGCUCCACUGGUGGUGGCAACCCCCAUGAAAGUCAGCUCUAUUAGCCUUUCUGGCAAACGAUCACAGGGCUGAAACAUUUUUGUUAAUAUGUAAAAAAUUCUUUUCUGUUUGUUUAGUUUGAUUCUGCUAUCAUUUUCUUUCCAAUUGUUCUUUGAUUUUCCCAUCUUGUAUUUUGACAUGGCCUUUGUAUUUAGUGAGAAUUCCAUUUGAUUUUUUUUUUU